Molecule: messenger RNA, 2761 nt
Organism: Tupaia belangeri chinensis (Chinese tree shrew)
Lineage: Eukaryota; Metazoa; Chordata; Mammalia; Scandentia; Tupaiidae
Gene: ACKR1
Product: atypical chemokine receptor 1 (Duffy blood group)
Exons: 2
Coding region: 1695-2711 (338 amino acids)
Biological process (GO): chemokine-mediated signaling pathway; regulation of chemokine production; inflammatory response
Cellular component (GO): membrane
Molecular function (GO): C-C chemokine binding
Source: RefSeq, a predicted model, not a curated record
ACGGAGGUGGAGCACCGUCAGCAGCACUGGAGGGCUUCGGGGAACCUCCGCCACCCUCACUUUCUAGCCCCGCUCAUGUUGAACUGACACGUGAGCUGGUGUCACCGAGAAAGGGGGACAGGCCUGCGAGGCGCUCGUCCUUUUGCACUCAGACUGGGUUGCUUUGCCCCGAACAUCCUUCUGUGAACAGUCCUUGCCAGCGGGGGCUUAAAACAUCCAUGCUUUCUCGAACGCUGAGCAGUCUCCCCAUCAGCCCUCAAGAUCUCAUUGUUCUGACCUGAACACUCCAUGGCUUACCCCUCCCUAGAUCCAGGCUCUGUCUCCCCAGCUGGGCAGAAAACACACACACAGAGGUGACAGAGCAGCAGCGAUACUCAGAGAGCAGCUGGGGAAAGGGACAACCGAAGAGAAGAGGCAUUGGCUUAGGAGCAGCUGCCUGCAGGAUAGAUAGAUAUCCUGUCUUGCUGCUGGCCGAAGAGAAACGGCAGCUCUGCCCCCCGUAAGAACGUAGCAUAUUGCUAAGAUGCCAGACCAGCGAAGCAGUUCCAGAGCCUUCAUGUCCCCCAACAGAUAUAUGAAUAGAGAUUACCCAGUGGGCAACAGUCCCAUUUUAAAAUAUGCCGUCCAUUGUCCCCCAGAGCCCACUUUAACUUGUCAGACCAUGUGUUGUGCUUCGUAUAGAAAAGGCGUUCCCUGUGCCCAUAGGUGGGAAGGCAAAUGCCCAAUCACUCCCUGAAGCAGCUUCAUUACGCAGCCCUGACAGCCACCCGAGAGCCUCCCUCCUCUCAGACGGAAACCCAGGCCUAGAGACAGCAGCACACACAGAUACCGCCUAGCACAGCCAUGUGCACACUGACAUGCAUGCACAUGCACACACAGCAAGAACCUUCUCCUACAUGCAAGGAGCCCAUGCACACACACCCCUCUCAUAUUAGACAGACCCAGCCAUGGGCACCUCUGACACGUCUUCCACCAACACAGUGCCUUUUUUAUUUUUAGUUUUUCAUCAUUUUUAUUGCUGUUAUGAUUGUCUUAAAGUUUAUCUCGUCCAUGAGCAAGAGAGGCAGAGAGAAAGACAGGAAGAGGACUCCCGGCAGGACCUUGAUCCUGCAGUUCACCUCCAGCCUCGGCCAGCCCCGUGUGCCUGCCAUCCUCAGGGAGGUCUCCGGAGGCAAACCUGGAACCUUCCCGUGUGGAGCAGCCUCGUGGAGGAGGGCUGCAUUGUCGGUGGUGCCGAUGAGAGCUUUUUUGGAACCGGUGUUCCUUGGAUCAGGUUCAAGGGGAUGGGGGAGCAGUGAGAGUCUUCAGUCGCCCUUUCACCCCAGUUUCCCAGAUCUGCUCUUAUCUCUGCCUCACAAGCCACCCCUGACCCCCUCUUCCUUCCUUGUCUUGAAAAAGCUCUACUUUCUGGAAAGCCCCAGUAUUUCACCUUUGGGAAAAAAGCCCACUUUUGGGUCCCCACCUUUUUCCUUUCCUGAGUGUAGCCCCCACAAGGCAGAUCCUACCUCAAAACAGGAAGCCCCAGGCCAGUGCCCCAGGCAGGCCUGAGGAUUAGGCGGGCAGUGGGUGUGGGGCAAGGGCUUCCGGAAUGCAGCCCCGCCCCUGUGACCCUCUCUGGUCCUGGGCACUUAUCUUGGAAGCACAGCCUCUGACAGCCGCCCCAGCCCUCUGCCCGUCCUGAGCCCAGCAGUGCCAUGGGGAACUGUCUGCAGCCGGUGAGGCCCUCUGUGUCCAGUGGCGAGAAUGUAAGUCAGCUCGACUUGGAAAACUAUUCCUGGAAUUACUCCUCUGACGAUAACAGUUCUGGCCCAUGGGUGGACUACGACAACCCCGACCUGGCGGCAGCUGCCCCCUGCCACUCCUGCAGCCUGCUCGAUGACUCCUCGCUGCCCUUCUUCAUCCUCUGCAGUGUCCUGGGCAUCCUGGCUAGUGGAGCAGUCCUCUUCGUGUUUCUCAGACCUCUGUUCCACUGGCGGCUCUGCCCUGGCUGGCCUGUCCUGGUGCAGAUGGCUGUGGGCAGCGCCCUGUUCAGUAUUGUGGUGCCGAUCCUGGCACGAGGGCACAGCAGUGCCCACAGCACCGCUCUCUGCAGCCUGGGCUAUGGGACCUGGUAUGGGUCAGCCUUUGCCCAGGCUCUGCUGAUAGCAUGCCAUGCCUGCCUGGCCCCCAAACAGGGUGCAGGCCAGGUCUCAGGCCACACCCUGUGGCUCACUGUGGGGCUUUGGGGAAUGGCCGCACUGUUAGGAUUGCCCAUAGCCCUGGACAGCAACUCUUCUCAAGGACGUUGCACCGUGACUUCCAGCUGGGACCUGGAGCCUUUGCAUCACACACACAUUGUGGUCUGUUUUGCCGUCUUCGUCUUGUUGCCGCUGGGUUUGCUGGGAGCCAAGGGGCUGAUGACAGCACUGGGCAGGGGGCCAGGACCUUCUGUUGGUAUCUUGUGGAUCUGGUUUAUUUUCUGGUGGCCUCAUGGGGUGCUUCUGGUGGUGGACUCCCUAGUGAGGGCCAGAGUCUUACUGUUGCAGACGUGUCUGGCCCAGCAGGCUCUGGACGUGCUGCUGCACCUGGCUGAAGCUCUGGCAAUACUGCACUGCGUGGCUGGGCCCCUGCUCCUGGCCCUGUUCUGCCACCGGGCCACCCGCACUUCCUUUUCCUCCCAGCCUCUCCCUGCAAGAUGGUCUCAUCAAGACACUCUUGGAGGCAAAUCCUAGCUCUCUUCCCACCUGUCAACCUCAAUUAAAGUCUAUACUGCUUUUGUGAA